CCCAAGUUCUUCCCCAGCCCGAGACGGCCCAAGAGACGUAAACAAGAUGGUGGUUGACACGAAGGCAGCUCCUGACAGCGCCGCCAAGAAGGAGCCACAGAGCAACCCCCUGGCCAGGAAAAUCAACAAGAUCCUCGAGACCCGCCUGGAAAAUGACAAGGACACCGUGGACGCCCUCAAGGAACUCUCCACCUUCUUCAAGGACAACACACUUAGAAGCCGCAGGAACCUCAGAGGGGAGAUUGAGAAGCGAAGUGUUGGAAUCAGCGAGGAAUUUGUAGCUGCUCUCAGAGAUGUGAAAGAGGCUGUGGAUGACAUCUACAAGGAAGUGAGUUCCAUGAAUGAGGUGUGUGUCGACAUGAAGACACGGCUGCAGGCAACCAAGUCAGAGACUCGGCACCUCAUUCACCAGACCAACUCCCUCCAAAAUCAGAGCAAUAAGCUGCACAUGCAGGAGACAGUUGCUGAAGCCUUUGUGAAGUGCUUCCAGCUGACGCCGGAGGAGGUGGCCGUCAUCAAGGGCUCUUCCCGGGAGUCCCCAAUCACACCAGAGUUUUUCAUGGUCCUGGACAAGACUCAGAAAAUACGCAGCAACACCAAAUACCUUCUACAGACCGGUCACCAGAAGACUGCCCUGGAUGUAAUGGAGCAGAUGAAUGUUUGUCGAGAGGCGGGCCUUGAGAGGCUCUACCGCUGGUGUCAGGCACAGUGUCGCUCCCCUGACCCCUCCCCCCUCCUCACUCAGGCCUUGGCAGCUCUUCAGGAAAGACCAGUGCUUUUCAACCUGGUUGUUGAGGAGUGGGUGGUGGUGCGGCGCGGGUGGCUGGUGCGAGGGUUCCUGGACGCCCUCACUAUCGGGGGUCCAGGCGGAGCACCCCGACCCAUAGAGCUGCAAGCCCAUGACCCACUGCGCUAUGUGGGGGACAUGCUGGCAUGGGUGCAUCAGGCCCUGCCAUCUGAGCGGGAGGCAGCCCAGACUCUCUUUGCCAAAUGUACCAACCUGGAUCCCUCAGAGCAGACUAGAACAACCGUGGCCAAUGUGUCCGAGAGUGUGUGUCGGCCCCUGAGGACAAGAAUAGAGCAGAUGAUUGUGACGGACCAGCGGCGGGAGGGAGGGAAGAAGCCCGUCAUGCUGUACAAGAUCAGCAACCUCCUCAGAUUCUACCACAACACCAUUAUGCAGGUGACAGAUGGGGGCCUGCUGGUGGCCACCCUGGAUGAGCUGCACCAGCUGAGCUACAAGAUGUUCAUUUCUGCCCUUCAGAGUCAGGUGAGUCAUGUAAGUGAAAGGAUUGAGCCACCGGGGGAGACCCUAUCGCCCACCCCCGGCGUGGCGCGCACCCUCAGCCUGCUCACGGAGGUCAUCACCGCCGCCACCGUGGCCGACGACGCCCAGCACGACUUUAAGCAGAUUGUAAGCUGUGUAGUGGACCCUCUGAUGAAUGCUGUGAGUGAGAGCGCCUCAGGGCUGGGUGCUGUGGAGUCUGCCGUCUACCUUCUGAACUGCUUCCACCAGCUUCACUCCACACUCUCCCUCCUUCACACCACAGGAGAGAAGUUAGAAAUGAUCCAGGGCCAGAUCGAUGCACAGCUGGACACCUUGACCCAGGAGCAGAUCAACGGAGUGUGUCAUAGCAUAGGGGUGGCCUCCAUGUACCCCCUGGUGACCAACCCGCCCUCCACCCCUCUCUCACAACACCCUUCGUGUCAACCUCUGGCCAUACAGGCGUUCAUGACUAAACUGGAUGGAUUCUUAGCCGCUCCUGACCACCUCAUGCUGCCCCACACCAGGCUGCUGCUCGCCUCUUCCUUCCGACGCACACUUCAGCAGCGCACGGCAGAGGCAGUGUGCAUGGUGUACAAGAAGCUGCACGAGAUAGUCCAUGACCCCAACCAUGGCUACACAGACCCCAGCUCCCUCCUGCCCCGUGACCCAGAAACAGUCAAGACUCUCCUUUCAUAGCAGUGAUUCUAGACUUAUGCCUCAAUUGUUUUUGUAUUUUGCAUCUUUUUUGUAGUAAGUAUAAAGCAACAGCCUCAGUCAGGUCAUUUAGCUAUGGUUAUUUAUGCACUGGGUUUUUGUUGUUUAGGUAUUGUUGGGGAGGGUAAACUUCUUUGAUAAUAUCAAUCAAGUUCCUGGGCAUGGAAGUCUUGCAGGUUUUGGCAUAUUUACUGCAUUAGCAUCCUGAUUAUUUUCAUUAAUAAGAAAACACUUGCCAGAAUAUCAGCUUAAGUGAUGCAGUGCCUGCCAUCAACAGUACUCAAUCCAGUUUCACCAUUCAAGAAGUUGUUCCAUCAAGUUGCUUUUCCAUCAUUCUGUAUAGCUAUAUCAAACAAACUAAACAUUCCACAGUUUCUGUAAAUAGUUAAAUACAAAUGCGUAAUCUAUAUUUACACAUUUAUGUGAUAUUAAGUAAUAUAGCUGAAAAGGUAUUGACAAGAUAAAAUUUUGGCAUGAGCUAAGGGAAUUAGCUAAUUUAAAUAACUCCACAAGUUCCUUCAAGAGCAGCAACCUUUUUUAGCCCUAGUGUGAGGUCAUUGAUUUAUCUAUUCACCAUUCUUUGUGUAUUUAUAUCAGGCAAACAACAGAGUUUUUUUGUAAGAUGCAGUCUGCAUUAUAUAUUAACUUGGGUUUGUUGAAAAGUCGUGUAAGGUUGGACAUCCAUUUGUCUGUGAUCCAUAUCCAUGGCAUUGUCAUUCUUGCACAACUACAUUUCUAAGUUUAUAUUUUGAGGCAGGACAGGACAGGAAAGAAAAGUUGCAAUUACUGUCAGGCAAUAGCUUUGAUAAGGUCAGUGGAGGCUUCUUGGACUUUUCCUAUGUUUGAUUAUAUAUUCACCAAUACUGAUUUGGACGUGGAUCACAGACUUGUGGAUGUCCGACCCAGAAAGGAUUUCAUAUACAUGGGAGUCGGUAUUAAUGAGAGAGAGAGAGAGAGAGAGAGACCCCCCCAGGGGUCCCUUUCAGCAAGUCUCCAUGCAGGCCUCCUUCCCAUCAUCCUGAGUACCUCAAAAUGGGAUCCACAAUUUGUUCAAACCCCAGUCUUUGUGGGCAUCCCUUUGCCCUCAUCCACUCAGUACCCUGGUGGUGUCUCACAUGUCCAUAGCCAGUGUUGGUGUUCACAGACUAUGCAGGUAAUAGGCCUAGAUUCUUCGGUCUCUUGGAAUAAUUGGAGUAAUGACUCGGUGAGACUGAAUCAAGGCUUGGUACCUGCAUAGUCCAUGAAUGCCAACUCCAAAUUUAAGGACAUAAGGCAUGCUACCAAAAAGUUGAACCUAUCCACUUACUUGUUUCUAUAAGAAACAAUCUCAUGUGAAGUAGGUCAAGGGGGCACCCACAAAGCUCUUAGCUUGACCAAGUCCAUAGAUCCUGCCUCGAGUUCCUGGGAAUGAGGUGGCCUGCAUGGAGACUUGCUUGGAGGGAUCCUUGAGAAUAUCGUCAGAGGGAGGGGGAAGCUGUGUACCCCCAACCGUAUAUUCCCCAUGAUUCUGAAAUGUAGCUAGACAACCAAGGUUGAAAGAUGAAUUUCAAGUGUUUACCAGAGUAGGAUAGGAUAUGUUGACUUUGACAGGUGAAGAAUGUUUGGGAAGCCCUUUGUCCCUACAGUGGACUAUUGUCCAUUCAUGGAAGCUGGAUCCCUAGCUCCUACUUGAGCAAGUAAGGACGCUGCUUAUUAUUGGCUUUUGGUGGGCGGGGUGUCUGCUGUCUCAGGCGUCGAACACACUAGUUCAAGUUGUGUUCACUAUAACACAAUUUUCAAAACUCGAUAGGGCAAAAAAACGUAAUUACAGCAAGUAGAAUUCAGGGAACAAAAUUUGAUCUUUAUAACACUUUUUAUUUAUUAAUAUUUUGGGUAAUUAUGGAAUAAAUAUUUUGAAUAAAAAGUUUGAACUUGAAUAUAAAAUCAUCCUAAAUAUGAUGGUACUUUUAAAUUUUAGAUAAAAAGCAAUAGAAGAGGAGGUGGGGAAGGUAGUACAAAUAUUGAGUUAUAUUCUGAUUUAUACUCCUCAAAAUUACUUUUUUACAUUAAUCAAAUUUUGGAAAUUGUGUUAUAGUCAUAUAAUCAUUACUUGAUCCAAUGCUAUCAACAAAAUUUGCUCAUCUUGUGUAGCAGGUAAGAAAUGAAUAUUUUCUGAACAUAACGUUUGUGUUGUGCAGCAGAGACAAUCCACAGCAGCUUCCUUAUUUACUCAGGCAGGGAUGCAGCCACUGUUGGGAGGGAUUCAGUUGAAGUGAAUGGACUGCUGCAGUAAAGGAUGAAAUAAUAGUGUUGAAUAAGAAAUAACUCCUUAAAUUACUAUUAAUCCAUAUGGUAAUAUCAAAUUAAUCUAAAUUUCAGUAUAUGUGACAUUUCCAUGAAACCUAUAUUCUUGUAAAGUAAAAAUACACUGCAACAUACACUAUAAAAAUUGAGAUACCAACUUGCAUAUAGUUUACACGUAUACAAAUAUAUCAAGCAAUUUAUGGAAACUAGGGUUUUUGUUUGCCUGAUUUAGUUAUACUACGAUGAAUGGUGAAUAACUUUACCAAGCUCCUCACCUCACAGCGAGUCAAGGUGUUGCUCCAGAGACCACUUGACCCAGGGUGUUGUUGAAAGCAGGAACCCACUGGGUGAUCUUCUAGCUAGUGAUAUCUAAAUGCCUUAUUGCUAAUAUGAAGGACAAGUUCCUGGAAUAAAUACUGGUAUUAUUGAAAGUGUGAAUCAGGUGUUAAAAAAAUAUUUUGUUUGAGAAAAUAUAUUUAUAAAAAAUGA
Molecule: messenger RNA, 4753 nt
Organism: Eriocheir sinensis (Chinese mitten crab)
Lineage: Eukaryota; Metazoa; Arthropoda; Malacostraca; Decapoda; Varunidae
Gene: Cog6
Product: conserved oligomeric Golgi complex subunit 6-like
Exons: 12
Coding region: 47-1963 (638 amino acids)
Biological process (GO): intra-Golgi vesicle-mediated transport
Cellular component (GO): COG complex
Source: RefSeq, a predicted model, not a curated record